Messenger RNA from Diachasma alloeum, 893 nucleotides. RefSeq names its product protein-lysine methyltransferase METTL21D. Bases 87 to 758 code for a protein of 223 amino acids. Gene Ontology annotation, biological process: peptidyl-lysine methylation. The record is from RefSeq and is a predicted model, not a curated record. Gene Ontology annotation, cellular component: cytosol; cytoplasm. Lineage: Eukaryota; Metazoa; Arthropoda; Insecta; Hymenoptera; Braconidae. Gene Ontology annotation, molecular function: protein-lysine N-methyltransferase activity. The transcript is spliced from 3 exons.
AUAGUUCCCGAAUCUGCAAGUCUUCCCGAAAAUUUUGUAUUCAAAUGUCAUUUAACAUAGUCUCUAGCUAUUUUUAUCCAUGAACAAUGGAGAGUGACGUAUUCACUCGUAUUUUCGACGUGGAAACAGAGAAAAAAACGCUGACACUGUACCAAUAUAAAGUUGGAGACGUCAGCUGUGUGGUUUGGGACGCGGCGUUGGUCCUAGCCAAGUACCUGGAUCACCAGUGCAAUGACAAGGGUCCUGGGGAGAACUUCCUCAAGGGGAAGAAGGUCCUGGAGCUGGGGGCUGGGACCGGGUGCGUGGGCAUGACUGCAGCCUGUCUAGGGGCUCACGUGGUGAUGACAGACCUCCAGAGUACCAUGCCAAUACUCCGGAAAAAUAUAUCGAUGAAUGAGGACCAGUGGAGAGGCUUGAGCACUGCUAGAGCAGAAGUUCUUGAUUGGGAAAACGAUUUUCAAUUAGAUUUUCUUCCUGAUAUUGUCGUUUUAGCUGACUGCGUUUAUUACGAGAAAUCGAUCCACCCAUUGCUAAAGACCCUGGAGCACCUCUGCAGGAGCAGCCCCAGUACUUACGCCCUUCUCUCCCAAGAGGAGCGAAACACCCCGGGGCAAAUACCCGUUUGGAGCGACUUCCUGACGAAUUUGAAAAAAAAAUUCCAGCUGAACUACAUUUCCUUGAAAGAACAGCAUCCGAGAUAUUCCAGUGAAGACAUCCACUUAAUUCAAUUAAAACUCCUGAAUAAUGUCAUACAAUAAAUUUAUCAAAUUAAAAAAAAAAAAUUUAAUAAAUUUAUACCUCUUGCGGUUUAUAUAUCUAAAUUUACAUAUCCAGCAGCGGCUGAAAACCUGUAUAACUUGUACAAUUAUCAAUAUUAUCCACUAAUUCCUUCA